GACAAGGAGCUUCAAUAUUUUCGACUUCGAUUCUCUCACCCUGCCCCUGGCGAUAUUUGCGCUGUUACGAGAUUCUUGAGACGAGAAACGAGUUCCUUUGACUUUAAAUUCUUUUGGCGUCUUUUAUAUGCUGCGGUGAUAUUCGAAAAAUACCUUAUCACUCGAAAACAAAUCCGCGUGGCAUACUUGAACUUCAGCAAUUGUCAAUAACUAAUAUCCGCUCUUGCUGAAUUUCUCUCUUUACUUUGGCACGAUAAGGAGUUUGGACGUUACGAAAUAUAAAAUAUUCAAUCAAAAUGCCUACUAUGUGGCUUUCGGAAACCCAGAAGGUCGGAGCCGUCUUCUGUACCGGUGGGGGCUUGUUUCUAUUCGGCGGAGUAUUGAUGUUUUUUGAUCGCUCAAUGCUUGCGAUGGGAAAUAUCCUCUUCCUCAUCGGCCUCACCCUGAUCAUCGGUGUCCAGAAAACACUCGCGUUUUUCUCCCGACCCCAGAAAAUUAAAGGCACAGCUGCAUUCGCCGCGGGCAUCAUACUUAUUCUGUUCAAAUGGGCCUUUGUUGGUUUCUUUGUCGAGCUUUACGGUAUUCUGAUCCUGUUCGGAGACUUUUUGGUCACAAUCGGCCAGUUUGCGGCUAAUAUACCUGUUGUUGGCCCAUAUAUUCAGCAGGCUUUGAAUACGCUGGCGGGGCAGAGAAGAAAUGCCGAGUUGCCAGUGUGAAGAAGCCUUGUAUAGAUUAUGCCUUCUUUUUUAUGAGGUGUAUGGCUUGUCUGGGUAUACCGCUUGUAAUGAUAGUUCGUCAACAGCUGCGAUUUAUAUUUUAAUUAUAUAUAACAUAAGUCAAAUUAAUAUUGCUAUUCAAUCAUG
This is a messenger RNA of Talaromyces proteolyticus, 863 nucleotides long. Its product is annotated as Got1 family protein. Bases 297 to 716 code for a protein of 139 amino acids. NCBI's taxonomy places the organism in Eukaryota, Fungi, Ascomycota, Eurotiomycetes, Eurotiales, Trichocomaceae. The transcript is spliced from 5 exons. Gene Ontology annotation, biological process: endoplasmic reticulum to Golgi vesicle-mediated transport; retrograde transport, endosome to Golgi. The record is from RefSeq and is a predicted model, not a curated record. Gene Ontology annotation, cellular component: endoplasmic reticulum; Golgi cis cisterna; COPII-coated ER to Golgi transport vesicle.